AUGUGUCGAGAGACAUUGGAUUGGCUGGGACAGAUAGACUCCGCCAAGAACCCGGAGAUUGACAGACAGUCAUACAGAACCUAUGACCUGGGAUUGGCCGACAGGCUGACGAGUCGCGGCUUUUCCUUUCACCGCAUCAUCAAGGAUCGUCUCCGGAACCGCUUGCGUGUGGUUACCAUUGACUCCUUGAUGCGAGUGCGGCUACUUGCUCAGCCUUUUGAGGUCAUGGAUUUCAGCGAUGCAUCUGAUGUUUACGCGUCCGGCACUGAGCCCUCCACCCUAAAAACCCUUAUGGGGGUUUCAUGCACUACAGUGCCAUGUUUGGAUAGUGAUGUUGAGAGCGAUGAGGAGCCUGCUGAUGAGGGGGAAGAUGACGAAGAGGAGGCCAGCGAGGCAUUUAUGAGUGAUGGGGAUCCAGAACUGUCCAGUGAGUCUGGCAGUGAGGUUGCCGAUGAGGGGGACGAAGAGGAGGACGAGGAGAUGUUCCUCUCCAGUCCUACGGUGUCUAAGGGUCUCCUUGAAGAGCUCGGGUUGUGA
Volvox carteri f. nagariensis is the source of this 537-nucleotide messenger RNA. RefSeq lists its product as uncharacterized. Lineage: Eukaryota; Viridiplantae; Chlorophyta; Chlorophyceae; Chlamydomonadales; Volvocaceae. Bases 1 to 537 code for a protein of 178 amino acids. The transcript has 2 exons. The record is from RefSeq and is a predicted model, not a curated record.